Messenger RNA from Gymnodraco acuticeps, 2090 nucleotides. Its product is annotated as solute carrier family 22 member 5-like. The transcript is spliced from 10 exons. Bases 229 to 1872 code for a protein of 547 amino acids. Gene Ontology annotation, cellular component: membrane. Lineage: Eukaryota; Metazoa; Chordata; Actinopteri; Perciformes; Bathydraconidae. Gene Ontology annotation, biological process: transmembrane transport. Gene Ontology annotation, molecular function: transmembrane transporter activity. The record is from RefSeq and is a predicted model, not a curated record.
GGUCUUGUCAACACACGACUUCCAUAAACAGCCGGAGCAGACUUGUUUUUGAAACAGGUUUUAUAUUCUUUAAGCAUAUAUUUAAGGUGUAGGCAUAUAUAAAGGAUAGCUUUUCAAUUUUCUUUUAGGGUAUCUGUGCUGCUAUUUUUUACUGCAUGUGCAUCGGGGUUUAACUUCCACGACCUCCAACACGCACAAUCCUGGUGUGCAAGCAGGCUAUUUACGGUCAUGUCGAGUAGAAAAACGAAAGACUUCGAUGAAAUUACUGCGUUUCUAGGCGACUACGGUUCCUUUCAAAUUCUAAUGAUCGUUCUGCUUAGUUUAAGCACAAUAAUGUGUGGGUACACCGGAAUGAUUGUGGUUUUCGUCUCGGAUACACCAGAGCACCACUGCAAAGUAUCGAUAAACUAUACGCGCAACGCUACAGAUGUGGAGGUUUCCUUCCGCAACCAGAGCAUCUGGAUCGGAUCCAACAGCUGCUCCAGAUACACACUGAACCGGAGCUCCACGGAGGCAGGGGAGCACAAUGAUACAGAGCCAUGUCUGGACGGAUGGGUCUUCAGCACCGAGAGAUACACCGCCACUAUUGUGUCUGAGUGGGAUCUGGUUUGUCACAAUGCAUGGAUGGUUCCUUUUACCACCUCCUUAUUCUUUGUAGGGGUCCUGAUUGGAUCAUUUGUUAGUGGUCACUUCUCAGACCGGUUUGGCAGAAAGCCAGUGUUUUUCUUUACCUUGGCCCUACAAACAUUCACUCCUCUGAUCCAGGCCACCUCCGUCAGCUGGCUCAUGUUCUGUAUCCUCAACUUUCUAAGAGGACUUGGCCAGAUCUCCAAUUACAUUGCGUCACUCAUUCUGGGGUCUGAGAUGCUGAGCCCGACUGCCAGGAUGAGCUACGCUCUGCUCGGCCACAGUGUGGGGUUUGGUGUGGGAUAUGCAUUGCUGCCGCUGUUUGCCUACCUUGUCCGCGGCUGGAGGAUGCUGCUGGUUGCUUCUGCCAUCCCUGGCCUCCUAUUUAUACCAACAUGGUGGGUGAUUCCUGAGUCUCCCCGCUGGCUUUUACAGAAAGGUCGAGUUGAGGAGGCUGAACUUAUCAUACGCGCUGCUGCCAAGAGGAACCAAGUCCAGGCUCCUGAGGUCAUAUUCAGGGCUGACGAGUGCUUGGAGCUGAUGCAAAACACAGGUGAAGAGAGGCAGACAUACACUUAUCUGGACCUGAUACGAACCCCUAACAUGAGGAACAUCACAAUUCUGAGUGUUCUCAUAUGGACUGCUACCUCCAUGGUUUUCUAUGGGCUCUCUCUCAAUACCAGUAACCUAAAUGGAAAUGUCUACCUCACCUGCUUCAUUUCAGCAGUCAUUGACAUUGUGGUGUAUGUAGUCACUUGGAUGCUGGUUAAUCGUGUGCAACGACCCACAUUCAUCUGCUCGGCAAUGAUGUUCUGUGGCAUCAUGCUCCUGGUUAUCAAGCUAGUUCCGGAAGACAUGCAUGUCAUGUUCCAGGUGUUUGCCUUAGUGGGAAAGGUCGGUGUGUCUUCUGCUUACUGCAUCAUCUUUGUGAUCUUCACUGAGCUGAUCCCCACCGUGGUCAGAAACAUGGGCUUAGGGGUAGCAUCCACAGCUGGACGCAUAGGCACCAUCAUUUGUCCUUUUGUGAUCUACAUGGGCGUGUACAGUAAGAUCCUGCCAUACAUAGUUUUUGGCACAAUCAGCAUCAUGGCUGCUGCUGUUAGCAUGUUGCUGCCAGACACCAGAAAUAGCAAACUUCCUGACCUCAUCAGCCAGGCCAAACACAUCAGAGGCUGCUGCUAUAAAAAGGAAACAGCUACAGCCCCGUCGGAUCUGAUGGCUGUUGUUGACAGUUCUGCUGUUUAAGUGGCUGUGUCAGACCUUUACCUCACCUACCUCGAUUAAGCUUACCAUUGAUAAAAAAUAUGCUAAAUUGGCUGUAAAUAGAAAGGAUGUAUGUGUCCGUCAUGCAGUGGCGGUUCUAGAACAUUUUACAUGGGGUGGCAAAGGGGGGGGCAAGAGGUCAUGCCAGGGUGGCAUGGGAGGGCGGACAGUACGUGGUAUUUUAUACUGUAUAUAACCUA